Molecule: messenger RNA, 942 nt
Organism: Microplitis demolitor
Lineage: Eukaryota; Metazoa; Arthropoda; Insecta; Hymenoptera; Braconidae
Exons: 6
Coding region: 189-650 (153 amino acids)
Biological process (GO): angiotensin-activated signaling pathway
Cellular component (GO): plasma membrane
Source: RefSeq, a predicted model, not a curated record
ACCUCUUUGGUGUCAAAUAUGUAAACUCAUAAGUUAAUGACAAGUUAUUCUUCGGAUCUACAAUAAUAUUUACUUAUAUUACUCAUUACGUCAAAGAUAGAUUAAAAAAAUCUAGUCCCUUUAUAUUGACAGUUCAAAACCAGUAGUCUCAAAUACUUUAAUAAUAUAUUUAUCUAAGACUCUUAAAAAUGCCAAAUCUAUCAAACAUAUCUCACGCAACAUUAAAGAUUAUCUUUGUUAUCCAUUUUAUUCUUACAACAUGGGGAUUGCAAGGCAGAUGGUGUCCACAGUCGGCGAUAUUUUACAAUUUAUUAUUCUUCGGUUGUCUUCUUUGGGCGAUCCACAACACUGAAUCGGAUGAGCCCUUACAAUUUGCGUUAAUUAUAAAUGUCCUAUCAAUUCUAUUCGACAUAAUCACAUUAUCAAUCUACUUUAAUGGCGACAAUGCAUCUCAGAGAUUCAGCGGGAUUAUUAUGAUCGCAAAUUUGAUUUUUCGGAUAUUUUCAACCAAAUAUCUAUUGAAAAUUGGUCAACAAAGAGGUGGUACCAUUGCAACUCUAUUUCCAACAGCAGCUGGUGAGUUUGGACGGCAACAAUAUGAAGAUAUUUCUUAUCCAGUACCUCAGAACAACGAUUUUUCUGGAAUAUGAAUAAUCUAUUAAACAGUAAAAUUUUUUUUAAAUAGGUUUUACUGGAAAAAUAGUUUAUACUUUUUACGAAUACUAUGUGGCACUAACUUCAAUUCCUCUAUUUAUUUAUAAAUUUUUAAACAACUAAACUAUGUUUCAAAUUGCAAUUAUUUUUAAUAACUUUUCUAUUAUAAUAAUUAUUGUAAUUAUUUUUGUAUUAAUUAUAAUAACUAAAAAUUAAAUUUAUUUUAAAUAUUUUUUAAUAACAAACAAUUACUUGUUUACAGUUGUAGGAUAAAUUGUAGAAAAUUAA